AUGUCCAUUAUUUCCACACAGGAGUUCAAACGAGGGAGAUCUGAUACCCUGGACACACAGUCAGAGGGUGAGGAGAUGAACCCGGUUACCCUGGUAACCACAAUGGCCGCUGACCCAGAGGUGAACUCUGAGCCCUCCCAGGCAGAGCUGGCCCAGUGUGAGGCCGAGGUGGGAACUCUACUCAGCAUCAUUGCUGAACUCAACAGGAAAAUGGGCGCAUUACAAGCACCAAGGUGUGUCUGUGAGAGAGAGAGAGAAAGAGAGAGAGAACUUACCCUUCAUGGAGCGUUAAAAUAUCACUAGACUUGCCCUGAGCUGCUGGUUCAUAGAACGAUUUACCACUUCUUUCUUUCCUCUUCAGUGAUCCAAAUGACCUUAAACCACAGGAGCCAGUCAUCCUCGCUCCGGCUCCAGCCUCCAUGUCCAGCCCUCCUCCAUCCCUCUGCAACCCGGAGGAACACACUGGCACUGCGUCUAAAGCACCAGUAACCAACAGAGGUUGGCAUUGGCUCCAUGGCAUGACUUCACAAGUCACAAUACCCACACAUCCAUCUCUCUCUCUGUGUGCUGUGCCGUGCUUUGUGGCAUUGUGCAGGAAGGGAUGAUGGUUGUUGUUUUGGCUACUUUGCCAGGCCAAACAUAAUCUAUUUGUGUGUCCAAAGAAAAGAACAACCUCUAUUAUUUCAGAGGUUUCAUUUUCUUGGUAAUCCACGUGUUUUAGUUUCUUGGUCAUGAUCUUCUGAAUGCUUAUUUAGAAACACUAGAAACCAUUCAUACUUUUCUCUUCUUCGGACAAUCUGCAGUUUCCCCAUAUCCUAACCUCAUCCCCAGGUUACUGCAGAGCUGCCUGGGGACGGGAUUACCAAUAUCCAAAUGUUAGCAGUUGAGUACAAAGAGUGGACAUUCAGUACGUUAACCACAUCCGUUCACAACAUUUAUAAUGAAUAGAAUAUAUAGACUUUCUAUAUGUUGUACAGAUCUUUAGUGAUGACCAUAAUAGCGUAUGUGCUCUGUGUUGUCCUGCAGGGGGUAGUGGUGAGGUGUGGUCAGAGCUCCAGGGGGUCAUGUCUGCUCUGUGUUGUCCUGCAGACGGUAGUGGUGAGGUGUGGUCAGAGCUCCAGGGGGUCAUGUCUGCUCUGGAAGGUUCCAUCAACACCAGGAGGGCCUGGGCUGUCUCUAACACUGCCUAUGGUCAGGACAGACAGACGGAACACCUCACAGCCGCCAGGGACAGCUGGGUACAAGUCACACAGGUGAGGAGGGAUGUGACAUAAUUUAUUAUUACCAUGUAACAAGCUAGUUGGAAUAACGCUUUAUCAACUUGAACUAUAUUUAAACAGGAUAUUUUCUAACACAGGCUACAGUGCUGUAACUGCCAGUUGAGUGACCUAUGUAGGCUAAUUACCAUGUGGGCCUCAAAACCUAAUUACCCUGGAAUCAUGCCUAUCUAAUUAAGUUAAGUGUGACCUCAAACCUCUCCUCAGGUCUUAGAGGAGAUGGAGAGAGAGUUUGGGAUCUCGUACCCGUCUGGUCUGCCCCCUGAGGAGCGUCAGCAAUACCAGAAGGACAUCCUGGCACUUCACCAGCGGAACUGUGCCCUGCGCAGCACCCUGCAGAGCAGACAGGAAGAACUGGAGGGGGCAAAGGUCACCGUAGGAGACAUGGAGGUUGAGAGGAACAGUCUACAGGAGAGGGUAGGUGGAUGUACAACAGGCUACAUCUCAAUAUUCCUAGAUCUAAUAGGAUUUGUGUAAUCCAUUUGGUGGAAACUCCUACUAGCCAAUCAGAGAGGUAGGGAGAGCGAUUACUGUGCAGUUUACUAUAUCUUUCUGAUCUAGCAUCAUAAUGCUUUGGUUGAAACCACAAUGGUCAAACUAUUUCUGUCUGCUGGUGAAUGGCUAAACUCUCUCUGUCUAUGGGUCUGGUACCAGUUACUGGGUCUCCAUAAGGCGUGGCGGUCAGACAGCCUCUCUCCUCCCUACAGCUCCUCAGGGAGCUCCAGUGGUGGGGUUCUGAGUCCUGGCUGGGCCUCCCCUGUUUCCCCUUCAUUCCUUGGCUCUCCUCCCAUCCCCGGGUCACCUCUGUUCCUCAGGAGACCCACCGCCAUGGGGGUCUUCCCGUCCCUCUCCACUGGUGGGGACAUAUCCUCCUUGGCCUCCCCAUCACCGUCCCCCUGGCCUGGGAGUGUCCCACCAGGCAGCCCCUGUCCUAGCCCCAACCCCAGCGUCAGCCUGGAGGGUGAGACAGAGAGACUACAGAGGUACGUACAACUGAGAGGGUUAAAUUACAAAAUUACAAAAUGGAAUAGAUCCCAGCUCUGCUAGUGUGGGCCAGUAUUUCCCAAGUGGUGUGUUGUGUGUUGUGGCCUUGACCUCCCUCGCUAUCCCCCACAGGUGCAUAGAAAGGCUGAAGGCCCGGAACGAGCAUCUGACUGCAGCUCUGGGCAGGAGAAAGGGAGAGUCAGAGCAGAUCAGUAUGACGCUCAGCAGACAGGAAGCUGACAGCACAGCCCUGCAGAUGGCUCUCCAAUACUGGUACACACGCGCACACACGCACGCACGCACCCACCCACACAACAUGCACACAAACACACACACACGCACACACACACACACACACACACACCACAGGCCUACAACUUCACAAUGUAGUUUGACAUAAUAAUAAUAAUAAUAAUAAUAAUAAUAAUAAUAAUAAUAAUCAAAUGUUAUUUGUCACAUGCGUCAUAAACAACAGGUCUAGACGAACAGCGAAAUGCUUACUUACGGGUCCUUUUCCAACUAUGCGGAGUUAAAGAUAAAAAAAAUCUAAAUAGAAAUAGUGACAAUAACGAGUAAAAAUACCAUGACUAUAUACAAGUAGAAAAUAACAUGACUAUAUACAGGAAGUAGAAAAUAACAUGACUAUAUACAGGAAGUAGAAAAUACCAUGACUAUAUACAGGAAGUAGAAAAUACCAUGACUAUAUACAGGAAGUAGAAAAUACCAUGACUAUAUACAGGAAGUAGAAAAUAACAUGCUAUAUACAGGAAGUAGAAAAUAACAUGACUAUAUACAGGAAGUAGAAAAUAACAUGGCUAUAUACAGGAAGUAGAAGAACCGAGUCGAUGUGCAGGGCUACGAGGUAAUUGAGGUAGAUAUGUACAUAUAGGUAGGGGUAAAGUGACUAGGCAACAGGAUAGAUAAUAGACAGUACCAUCAGCGUAUGUGGUGAGUGUGAAAGUGUGUGUGGGCGUAUGUAGUGUGUACGUGUGUGUGUGUUGGGGUAUCAGUGUAAGUAUGUGUGAGUGUGUGGGUAGAGUCCAGUGUGUGUGUAUAGAGUCAGCGCAAUAGAGUUAGUGUAAAAAAGGGUAAAUGCAUGUAGUCCGGGUAGCCAUUUCAUUAGCUUAUUUAGCAGUCUUGUUUAGCAGUCUUAUGGCUUGGGGGUAGAGGCUUUUCAGGGUCCUGUUGGUUCCUGGUAGCGCUUGCCGUGCGGUAGCAAAGAGAACAGUCUAUGGCUUGGGUGGCUGGAGUCUUAGACAAUGUUUGGGGCCUUCCUCUGAUACCGCCUGAUAUAGAGGUCCUGAAUGGCAGGGAGCUCGGCCCCAGUGAUGUACUGGGCCGUACUCAUUUUACAUUACAUUUACAUUACAUUUUAGUCAUUUAGCAGACGCUCUUAUCCAGAGCGACUUACAGUUAUUGCAUACGUUAUUUUUUUUCAUACCCCCUGUGGGAAUCGAACCCACAACCCUGGCAUUGCAAACGCCAUGCUCUAUCAACUGAGCUACAUCCCUGCCGGCCAUUCCCUCCCCUACCCUGGACGACGCUGGGCCAAUUGCGCGCGUUGCAGUUGCGCCUUGCAGUUGUUGUACCAAGUGGGUAUGCAGAUAGUCAAGAUGCUCUCAAUGGUGCAGCUGUCUACGUUUUUGAGGAUCUGAGGUCCCAUGCCAAAUCUUUUCCGCCUCCUGCGGGGGAAGAGGCGCUGUCGUGCCAUUUUCACAACUGUGUAUGUAUGUGUGGACCAUGUUAAUUUCUCAGUUAUGUGGACACGAGGAACUUGAAGCUCUCGACCCGCUCCACUACAGCACCAUUGGAUGUGGAUGGGGGCGUGCUCGCCCCUACGUUUCCUGUAGUCCACGAUCAGCUCCUUUGUCUUGCUGAUGUUGAGGGAGAGGUUGUUGUCCUGGCACCACACUUCCAGGUCUCUGACCUCCUCCCUAUAGGCUGCCUCAUCGUCAUUGGUGAUCAGUCCUACCACCAUCGUGUUGUCAGCAAACGUAAUGAUGGGGUUGGAGUCGUGCGUUACAUUGUAGCACUUCAUCUCGUCCACCAGCCGGUUCUUUCUCUUUCGAACAUAUGUGGUAGCAAUUGAGCCUGAGGAUGAGGUUAUGUAGCACUGUAACCUACAUUUGUGUUAAAUUUACAUACAGUUGAAGUCGGAAGUUUACAUACACCUUAGCCAAAUACAUUUAAACUCAGUUUUUCACAAUUCCUGACAUUUAAUUCCCUGUCUUAGGUCAGUUAGGAUCACCACUUUAUUUUAAGAAUGUGAAAUGUCAGAAUAAUAGUAGAGAGCUUUUAUUUCUUUCAUCACAUUCCCAGUGGGUCAGAAGUUUACAUACACUCAAUUAGUAUUUGGUAGCAUUGCCUUUAAAUUGUUUAACUUGGGUCAAACGUUUCGGGUAGCCUUCCACAAGCUUCCCACAAUAAACAAUAAGUUGGGUGAAUUUUGGCCCAUUCCUCCUGACAGAGCUGGUGUAACUGAGUCAGGUUUGUAGGCCUCCUUGCUCGCACACACUUUUUCAGUUCUGCCCACACAUUUUCUAUAGGAUUGAGGUCAGGGCUUUGUGAUGGCCACUCCAAUACCUUGACUUUGUUGUCCUUAAGCCAUUUUGCCACAACUUUGGAAGUAUGCUUGGGGUCAUUGUCCAUUUGGAAGACCCAUUUGCGACCAAGCUUUAACUUCCUGACUGAUGUCUUGAGAUGUUGCUUCAAUAUAUCCACAUAAUUUUCCUUCCUCAUGAUGCCAUCUAUCUUGUGAAGUGCACCAGUCGCUCCUGCAGCAAAGCACCCCCACAGCAUGAUGCUGUGGUUUUGGAGCAAUGGCUUCUUCCUUGCUGAGCGGCCUUUCAGGUUAUGUCGAUAUAGGACUCGUUUUAGUGUGGAUUUAGAAACUUUUGUACCUGUUUCCUCCAGCAUCUUCACAAGGUCCUUUGCUGUUGUUCUGGGAUUGAUUUGCACUUUUCGCACCAAAGUACAUUCAUCUCUAGGAGACAGAACGCGUCUCCUUCCUUGUGUAUGACGGCUGCGUGGUCCCAUGGUGUUUAUACUAGCGUACUAUUGUUUGUACAGAUGAACGUGGUACCUUCAGGCGUUUGGAAAUUGCUCCCAAGGAUGAACCAGACUUGUGGAGGUCUACACUUUUUUUUCUGAGGUCUUGGCUGAUUUCUUUUGAUUUUCCCAUGAUGUCAAGCAAAGAGGCACUGAGUUUGAAGGUAGGCCUUGAAAUACAUCCACAGGCACACUUCCAAUUGACUCAAAUGAUGUCAAUUAGCAUAUCAGAAGCUUCUAAAGCUAUUACAUCAUUUUCUAGAAUUUUCCAAGCUGUUUAAAGGCACAGUCAACUUAGUGUAUGUAAACUUCUGACCCACUGGAAUUGUGAUACAGUGAAUUAUAAGUGAAAUAAUCUGUCUGUAAACAAUUGUUGGAAAAAUUACUUGUGUCAUGCACAAAGUAGAUGUCCUAACCGACUUGCCAAAACUAUAGUUUGUUAACAUUACAUUUGUGCAGUGGUUGAAAAACGAGUUUUAAAGACUCCAACCUAAGUGUAUGUAAACUUCCGACUUCAACGUACAUUCCAUGGUGAGACCUUUUCCUCUAUGACUAUGAGCUUUGAGAGUAUGUUACUGCUGCUAUGUAUACUGAUGAAACGUUUUCUCUGCUUGAUUGACAGCGAGGAGUGUGAGGAGGCCUACAGUGAGUUACUGUCGCUGUACGAGGGCAGGAAACAGCAGGUCAUACCACACUGGAGACAGAUAGCAGGUGGCUAACACACACCCACGUCACACACUCACAAAUGCACGUCACACACACAUGCCUCAAUUACUCUUUAUGGAAAACACACAAACACACUCACAGUUUGCACACACACAUGCACGCACGCACACACACACACACACACACACACACACACACACACACACACACACACACACACACACACACACACACACACACACACACACACACACAUACACACACUCACAGCAAUUCAUUCAUCUUCCCAGGCCCAGUCAUGGAGAGUCAGCUGCCCAACAGGCCGUCCCUCUGGAGUCUAAGAACUGAGGAGUUGUCCACCUCCUUCUCAACACCAGGGGGCGCUGUGGAGACAGAAACGCACAUCCAGACCAGGUUCCAUCGCUAUUAUACUGCGUGCGUCUCUACAAAAAAGGCUGUCUGUGGAUGAUCAAAUAGCAUCUUCUGAAUAUAAGUGAAAAACGGUUAUUGUCCACACCAUGUGGAAAUCUCCCUUUGGCUUCAUGCAUUAACAUUGACAAACAUUUAGAACUGAAACAACAUCAAAACAUUGUCUGAUAACACACCCCACUCUCCACCACAGGGGGUCCGAGGUAGAGGGGUGCGAGGCGGACAUUCGGGAGCGUAUCGAGCGGUUGAAGCAGGACAGGGCAGCAGUGUGUGUCCCUAAGCCAGGGCCUGGGGGAGAGGGGAAUCUCAGCCCAGAUACAGGCACCCUGGGUGGGCCAAGAGGGAGCCGCGGAGGACAGGGGGGCCAGGACACCUCCAACCCACAGAGCACCAACAGAGAGAAGGCUGUUCUGCUCUAUGAACUGGUCACUGUCAGGGUGGGUGAUAUAUACUGUACAAUACCCUCUACUGUACUGUGUCGGCUUUACAUUCAAUUCAUGAAAUAUGAAUCUGAAUAGUAGAGUCAUGGACACACUAUUCUGUCUUUGAUUGCCCAACAGUAUAACUAUACCUUUGCUGAAUACAUGAUACAUGUGUAUAGUUUUGACCAAAGAGAGAUACAACGAUUGUCUUUUUUUUUGUUCAAUAAGCAACUACACAGUAGACUGUAAGAUCCAGAGCUGAAGAUAUCUACAUAAUAAUCAUAGUGUAAUGAGAUUAGCCCAGAAACACGGUGAGGAAUCAGAAUAAUUAUUUCAAAAGAAUAAUUGAGUUGUUUAAAUUCAGAAGGCUGCUAAAUUCAUCCUCAUUUGCAUAUAGCCAGAAGAGGCCAAACCUUUUAUAGAGGCAGAUAUUUCCAGACAGAUAUGUCCGGACAGAUAUUUCCGGACAGAUAUUUCCGGACAGAUAUUUCCAGACAGAUAUUUCCAGGCAGGUAUUUCCGGACAGAUAUUUCUGGACAGACUGAUCUACAUCGUCAUUGUCCCUUUUCUAUGCUGUGAGCCAUCUGGAAGCUUCCUCUGAUGCACCAAAAAGCGAAACCAAUAUUUAUAGUCUCGACACACUUUUUUUUUUGUCUCGACCCAAAACAAAUCCAUCACUAACUACUAAUGUGUUCUUCAGGAAAUGUCUGAGCUAGACGAUAUGGUCAUAUCUUAUCUCUGUGAACCUCUGUAGCUCAGUUGGUACAGAAUGGCGCUUGCGAUGUCACGAUAGUGGGUUCUAUUCCCCAGGACCACCCAUAGGUAAAACAUGUAUGCAUGCAUGACUGUAAGACGCUUUGGAUAAAAGCAUCUGCUGAAUGGAAUAUUGAUUAUCUAUUUUCCAGGAGGAGAUGUCGGAGCUGCGAGGUCUUAUCCGUCUGACGGAGAAGGAGCGGAGGUGUCUGGACUGGAGUCUGAUGGCUCAGAAGGCGCAGGAUGCAGCCGGAGCCCUGAUCUCUGAGAGCCUCGCUGAGGAGAUAGAAGACAGGAGGACAGAACAGCAGGUAGCAACCCUAACCCUAACCUAACCCUAACCAUAACCUAACACUUACCCUCACCUAACCCUUACCUUAACCUUAACCUAACCCUUACCUAACCCUAACCUAACCUUAACCUAACCACCUGAGAGCCUCACUGAGGACAUAGAGGACAGGACAGAACAGCAGGUAGAAACCCUAACCCUAACCUAACCCUAACCCUAACCCUAACCUAACCGUUACCUUAACCUAACCCUUACCUUAACCUUAAGGAGGCAGUGCGGUCAAAAAACGUGAUUUCGUGUUUUUUUAAUGGUAUUUCCACACUAUGAAGUCGAAAUAUCACUCUGAGAUUUUUUAAAUGAUGAUAAUGCCCAUUUAGUGUAAGAGGUUGUUUUUUGUGCCUAGAUUUCAGCCUGUUCAGGUGGCCGACAGCAUGACAUCACAAUCUGAUCGGAUUAUUCUGAUCAAUGACCAGUCAUCUUUUAUUUGUCCUCCUACUUUGAAUGGGUAGGCGGAGUCUAGCUCUAGAGUCUAGACAAUCCUAUCCACCAAUCAGCGCUGUGUAUGUAAAUAUACUUUACGUUUUUUUCAAUUACUUUGGUGUUAUUUUCACAAGUAUGUGGUGAAUUUUCAAAACUCUUAGUACAAAACUCCAAACUGGUAAUACCAACCUGGUCUCAGAGCAUUUUGUAUUAUUCUGUAUGUAAAUCCGAGACACUCCAUUUAGUAUGAUGUGUUACGUUUUGUAUGGUAUAUAUUAAUUUGUGGAUGUGAUAUUUUAUGAUAUUUUAUUUUAUGAAUUACAAUUUGUAUUAUAUGUUACGAAUUUGCAAAACAUACAAUAUGUUACGAAUUUGAGAAACGUAUUAUAUUUUACAAAUUCUAUCUAGGUUAGCUAACAUGCUAAGUAGUUGCAAAGUAGCUAAAAAGUAGAAAGUAGUUGAAAAGUAACUAAUUAGCAAAAAUGAUAAAGUUGUCCAUGAUGAGAGUUGAACUCGCAACCGUUGGGUUCGUGUUAUACGCCCACUCAUCCACCCUGACCAACCACCCUACUUAAGUAACCAUCCGUCUUAUGUAACCAUACCAAACGUAACAUAUCAUACUAAUUCAGUCCCCCGGAUUCACAUUUACUAUGUUACGUCUAGUCUAUGAGACCAGGCUGGUAAUACUUGUAAUGCAGCAGGUCUGAUAUUCAAAACCUUUUAUUGUGCAUUCAUUUUGUUUGGAGACAUCUUUCACCAUACAACCACUGAUCCAAAAUAUACGUUUACUGUAAAAUACCAUGAGAACAUUGAUGUAAAUCACCAAAACACAACAGUGAUAUCUUCUCAAUUUAGUUGUUUUAACAACCAGUUAAUCCAAUAGCAAAAAAUGCAAGAUACAGUACAUGUUUCAAAAUUGUCUUUUGAAUGUAAUAUGCUACAGUACUGUAAAUGACAGUACAUUAGGCACUACCUACCAAAAUGAACUGAAAAUCGAAUUUCCAUAAUUUCUAUGCCAUGUGUGAUCAAAGGUGUGACAAUUGAAUACAUUUUUCACAAUCAUUGAUGUGGAAGGUAAAUGUAUUGUUCCGAUACCAUUACAACAUAGAUGUAAUUAAAUGAAAUUAAUGAAAGAAAGAAACAUAACAUUUAGCAGGCACUGAUUUGCAUCAAGCCUGUCUUGAGCAUUUGGCCAUAGGUUCUCAUCGAUAUCGCAGUAAAUGUCCUCAUUGUUCAUGCAGCUGGGGAAAAACCUUUCGGCAUGGCGAAUCCAAGCCUGACAUUGGUCUGAAUUGAUGUCAUCGCAUGCCUCAUCCAUGGCCUGAAGGAGGGUGGCACGCUCAUGGGGAUGGCAAUCAUACUCCUUCCACAUGUAUUGUAAUCAUAUAUUUGUAUUUUACAGUAUUGUAUUGUACUUCUAUAUUGUAGUUGACCUGUGUGGCUCAGUUCGUAAGAGCAUGGAAUACUAGAAACACCGGAGUUGUGGGUUCGAUUCCCUCUGGGGUCAAAUAUGAAAAUGUAUGGACUCACUGUUGUCACUUUGGAUAAAGUGUGACGUCUGCUAUGUAAAUGGCAUAUAUUAUGGUAUUACAGUACAGUAUUGGCCAAUGCAAUUUUAGUAAAGCAGUGUGAAACCCCCUAUCGUUUUGGAUACCUGUUUACUGCACAGGGCAUGCAUUUGUAACACACAGUACAUCUCUGAUCUUGUCAAUAUCAUAAUAGUCAUCAUCAUAAUAGCACAUUACAGUAUAUAUCAUACUUUUAUUUGUUCAUACUUUACACAAACAUAUACUUUACAAACAUACAUAUUAUGUAGUUCUCAAAAUCCGUAGUAGACAAACCAGUUUAAAAUCUAUAGGCUUAAAUUAUUCAUUAAGCGCAGUUGGAUUAAGUAAUAGUAAAAUGCAUUUUAACAAAUGAGAAGACAAUUAUAUAAAAAGUAAUGUGAGCAUUGCAAAAGGCAAUUACUUUAUAUGAACAUGUCUUGCAAUGUGAAAUGUGUAUUUUUAGAUGAAACACUGAUUAGGUUUGGUUAAAAAGUGACUUUAUGAUUGUGUGUGUUGAAACAACCACCUUUUUGAUGAUCUGUUUUGAGUUUUGUACUAAGAGUUGUGAAAAUGUACCAACACCCACAGAAUCAGACUGAGCAUUUCAAUCGGAGGCUCAUGGAAAUACAUGAUUAAAAAAUAUAUUUAUUAGACACACAGUAAUGAUUUAAAAUCAACAUUUCUCGUCAGUCAUCUUGAAAACACGUAUACUUAAAAACUGGAAAUCAAACAAAUCCUCCGUCGUUAAAACACAAUGGAAAGGUCAAACGCUUUAUUAUCUAAAUGUUGAAAGUGCGUGGGCGACAGAGAGAAACACAACUGUGCAGUUUGAGGCCAUUUGGCAGAGAGAUGCAGGCGCUGGAGAUGGGGGUGUGAGCAGGUGGGUCUGGGCAGGUGUGAUGUUGUGGAUGAUGGUGUGCGUCUGUAUGCUGUUUACAUGUGUAUGUUUUCUAUUGUUUAAACAACAACCAAAGUACCAAAAAACUAUAACUAAUAGACGGGUAGCGCCCCUCCCUCCCUCCCUCCCUCCCUCCCUGCCUACUGUUGGAUCACUACAUCUUACCAAUGCUUUGCGUCUGUAAUGUAGCAGGUUCAAGCCCUGCUCUGUGAAUUUCACCCUUAAUCGCUUCUUUAACUUUAACUGAACUCAUGAGUUCAAUGACACAGGCCCUGGCCUGACGUGUUUCUGUCGCUGUUAUUGUAGACGACUUAUGACACCAUAUUGCAUCAGAGGGAUAUAAAGCUUAGCACGCUAGGAGCUAAUGAGGAUCUAAUUACCUGUCAUCUGUGUGCCUGUUGUGUGUUCCAGAGGACUGCUGACAACAAGGACAAGCUAAAUAUCCCUGGGCCUCAGAACCGCACCAUCCUUCGAGAGCUACAGGUCGUCCUGCAACGGUCAGAAACACUUAAAAAACACAAGGGAAUAUUUUCAUAUGGUUUCCAGGUUACGGGAUAACAUUUUAAGAUGACACUACUUUGUAGUCAAGUGUGAAGUUCCAGAAAUCUUCAAACAAUGUCAAAGAAAAUUGCUCCAUGAAUCAAGGUCAAAGUAACAUUCACCAAAUGUUACUGCUCUGGAAUGUUCUUUAAGGGACAUUCUCAGAACACUGAGGACACAUAGAACUUUGAGGAACACAAUUCCCAGAAAUGGGUUCAGGGAACCAAACUAGCUGUCUCUCCCCCAUCUCCCACACUUGCCUGGAGGCCUAUCUGUUUGUAGACAUAUCGUUUUGGUUCUUUACAUUCAAUAUAGAACGUAUAAUGAGAAAAUAAAUCCUCAACUGACUGUACCCUAAAGGCCUGUUUGUCGUCAUGGGGUACUAGCAUUACUUACAUUGAGCAUGUACCAAAGGUCUUCUGUAAUGUGUGUGUGAGAGUUUAUGAGUGAAGGUGUGUGUGUGUGUGUGUGUGUGUGUGUGUGUGUGUGUGUGUGUGUUUGUGUGUGUGUACUUACAAAGAGGUAUUCGGCUGAUCAGAAUCACCUCAGUCCAUACAGGCCUCCUCUCAGGGCAUCUGUUGCCUGGUGUUAGACUGUUGCUUAGGAACGCUAUCAGGAGAAAUGCAGACUGAGGAUGUACAUUGUUACUGGCUGUCUGCUGGGGUUGUCUGCUGGGGCUGUCUGCUGGGGCUGUCUGCUGGGGCUGUCUGCUGGGGCUGUCUGCUGGGGCUGUCUGCUGGGGCUGUCUGCUGGGGCUGUCUGCUGGGAGGGUGUAUACCUUCCAGAUCAGCACUGAGGAUCCUUGAAGUUGGGUGUGGGAGGAAUGAUAGUGUGUUUUGUUCUGCCUCAGGCUUUGUUCAAAUACUUGACUUAAAAAAUACACCCUGCCUUACUUGCAGUAAUGGGGCUGGGUCGUCAUAUGUUGAGAGAAAUGAAGUACCACACCCACUACGAAGCUUUGUGGAACAGUAAACUCACCCCUGUGUUGUGGUUUUGGUGUCGGGGUCCCCCAGGGAGCAGGUGCUGAAGAGGAGGGUGUCGACGGUGAGGGAGUCUCUGGACUUGGUUCUCUCCGACAGCGCCUCUCGCAGGAGAGACAAUGAUGAACAGAUGGCUCGGCUCGCACAAGCGCACGGGUAACCAGGAAACACACUUCCUACUUAUAUGACCACUUCCUGUCCUCUACCUACCUCUAUGACCACUUCCAGUUCAAUCUCAGUAGUACCUUUCACAUACAGAGAGUGAUAGUGCAGGGUUUUGCUCCAGCCCUACACUAAAACACCUGAUUCAGAUAUUCAAGGUCUUGAUGUGCAGCUGAUAAGUAGAAUCAGAUGUUAGAGAGGAGAGAGAGAGAGAUUAGAGCAGGAGUGGCUCUGACAGCGAUCUUUCUCUGUUUUAUAAUCUUGUCUCCGGCUAGAGCAUCCUGCAAUUUUUAAUUAUCCAAUCAAUUCAAUCAAUGAAUAAACUUAGUGAGUGGCUCUGACAGCGAUCUGUCUCUGUUUUGCAGCAAGGCCACAGGGUCAUACCGGAAGGCUCGCAGGAAGUACAGGGAGCAGCUGUGGAGGCUGGAGUGUCAGGUGUCAGCCAUGUCAGAUCGUCACAUGACCCAGAUCGGAGCCCUGAAGGCCACGCUGGAGGCCAUGGACUGCAGGAGGGAGGAGACUGUACUCUGACUGAGCUGAGAUCAGCUUCUGGGGACAUUGGUCCUAACUUCUGGUCCAGGGUCAGAUAUUAUCCUCCAAAUGGUUAGGAUGGAGUUGGGAUUUGAGGGUUAGGAUUAGCCUCAUACUACCAUCCUGAUCUCGCGAGCUUACUUAAAUAUGUAGUAAAACCUAUUUUAUGUAAACUCGCGAAAUCAGGAUGGUAGUACGAGGCUAUGUAAGGAAUGAAGAUCAAAUAAUCUGAUCCUUGAUCUGUGAUUAGAGGCAACUACUCUAGCCAGCCCUGCCUCCAAUCUGGCCAUAGAUGUUGCUGCUGUCUUCAUUCAAGAAAAUGGCAGCAUUAUCCACAUGCUCAGAUCCAGAGAGCUGUAA
This is a messenger RNA of Coregonus sp. 'balchen', 13366 nucleotides long. The record is from the annotation of a GenBank genome assembly. Lineage: Eukaryota; Metazoa; Chordata; Actinopteri; Salmoniformes; Salmonidae.